GUCUGCCUCAGCCUGCUCCCCAUCCUUCCCUCCCGCUCCCUUGUCCCUCAUCUCAGCGAGGCCACCUCCACAGCAUCGGAGCCAAACUGUCCCUGCCCUCCCCUCCUGGCCACCAGCCCUCCCCACAGCCACUCCAGCAAUCCCACAUCCACUUUGGCACAGUGACCCUCCAAUUCGGGGAAGGUCCUGGAUCCUUCUCUGCUCCCCUCCAACCCUUCCUGCCCCACUGCCUCCCCCCUUCCGCUGCCGCAGCCUGGUUCCUGGUCUUGCACACCCCCCCACCCCGCCCAUCAUGGCCCUUAGGGUUCCCUUUGAAUUUCCAUCCCAGCGCAGUAAGAACCCGGGGCCCUGACGUUCUGUUCUCUCCUAAGUGGCAGUUGGACUCUCCCCAUGACCCCGCAAGUGUACGUGCUGACCUGUCUCCACGCACAGGGAGUGUUCCAGACUGUGCUCAUCUGGGUCUCCAUCAGCUCUUCCCCUCUGCAGCCAGGCUCUGAACACCUGGGAGAUCACCUGAGGACUGGGAGGGCACCGUGCCUGUGACUACAUUUGCGGCAGCGUGUGGGACAGCACAGUUACGGAGAGUAGGUGGAGGCCCCAGAGAGUCUGAGCAGGAGGACACGGCAUGACAUAUGCUGGGAAGGGCGCCCUACGUGGCCACGCGGGGAGCUGCAGGGGUGUGCACAGAAGCGGGAGCUCACAGACCUUGUGCAGGAAGGAUUCAAAACAAGGCAUUAAGGCAUGAGAGAACUCCAAGGUGGAAUCGCCCUCAGCAGUUCUGUCCAGGACCAAGUAGCUUUCAGGGCCAGGCUGGCUGUUGGUGCUGUCCAGGGUGCUGAACGCCACCGGGACACCAGGGUGGGGACAGUACCCUCAGCCCACAGGUGGACACGUGUGGGGAUCCAAUAGCAGAACUGACUACUGUUUUAGUGUUUCCUUCAUGCCCUAAAUCCAACCGGUAAGAGCUUGAAAAUACAGGAUGGAGAGAUUUUCUGACUAAAAUGAUGCUUCUGAGCUGAAGCCUGGGGAGAUAGUGCUUUAUGCUGAAUGUCCUCAGAGACAGUGCAGAUUCUGAGACACAGCACAUCACCAGAUUCACUCAGAAGUCUGCAGGCUGAAGAUCCGUGGCGGUGGGAACAAUGCUGAUGUGGUUAUCAACCCGCUCAGCAAACGUUUAUCUACUCCUCCCGAUCAUAACACUGUGCUGGGCGGACAUUCAGGGGCUCGCAAAGAGACGUAAGGUGGGGUCUGAAUCUGGAGGGUUAGAGACAAUCGUGAGUCAACAUUAAGUAUAGAAUACUAAAGAUGAGGUGACACAUAUUACAAUGCUGUCACCAUCUAGCUGGUAAAUUUAGGAAGUAACCGGUUUUGUCAGGAACUGGCGUCCUGGGAGCUCGCUGCGGAGUCUGGGGUUGAGAAGUGUUAACAGGACACCUUCAUGUUACGCCUAGUUUCCUAUCACGAUCCCAUGUCUCCAUGAAGGUUAACCUAAGACUUACUGUUGUUACUGGAGCUUUGGAAGAGGGUCAUCCAUGAGCAGUAUUAGCCUCAAGGAAAGGAGAAAAAUGUGUUAGUACUUAGUCAUAGUGUCAGAUAGCAACCAUGUUUCUCUGCAUGUGUGUGUCUCUCUCUCUCUCUCGGCCACAUGCAUGCAAUCUUCUGCUUCUUUCUAUGUGCAAAUGUCGAUAUUCUGUACCUCACACUGGCUCUCCCCCAUGGACCCCAGGCACUGACUUCUGUAGAGAUUCACACUUCCAACAUAAUGCACGAGCACAUAAUAGGUAAUGUCCUUCCCUCUUGGUUCGAGUCUAGAGUUCUCCAUUUGGUGCAGUGAUGUCAGCAGUCUGGCUCAGGCCAAUUACCACAGUGAGGAGAAGGCUCUGUUGAGAGGGUUGCAAUUACGUGGUUGGGAGACGCCUCUUCCGUGGUGUCUGUUCUGGGGCCACUGGAUGAUAAACAGUGGCUGCACGAGUGAGACAUUACCGAGCACCUGCACGUGCCCCUGACCCAGCGUUUUUACGAGUGAGAUCCCGUUUCGUUCUUAAAACAUCAUUGCGAAGUGCCUCAAUUUUACAAGUGAUUGAUAUUCAGAGAGAAAAAGUUAAUUUUCCAUGCUGAUUCGCCCGCUAGGUGGUGGGACUGAGAUUCUCAUCCAGCUCUUUCUUUUAGUGCCAUCUGCCUCCUAUGCGGCCAGUGACAACAAGCACAGUUAUUAAGCCUCUGCUUUUAAUGGUCUUCCUAAGACACUUGCAAGUUGUUCUUUUCCAUAAUGGCAUUUCCAAAUUGCACUCACAGGUCUCCUUUGUGAUUUUUCAUCUGCUUUCUUGUGUACAUGGAUGGCUUGCUUGAAACCCUUUUACAUAUUUUCAUGGGCUACAGAGGGGUAAACAGUGUCAACCACCUCUAUGAACAGCAUGUUUCUGUCACAAGGCGAGCCAAAGUGUGUGACCCCUGACCUUUGGGAGGAAAGAUGAGCAAACACACACACACACACUCACACACAAACACACAUACAAAUACACAUACAAACACACACCUGUGCACACUCACAUAUACACAUUCAUACACAUAUGCACACACAUACACACAAACACCCAUGCACAGGUACACACACUCACACAAACACACAUGUGCAUGCUCACACAUGUACAAACACACAUGCACACACAGCACAAUACACAUACACCCAUGCACACUCACACAUACACAUUCAUACACAUAUGCACGCACAUACACAAACCACCUGUGCACACACACUCACACAAAUAUACACAUGCACACACACAAACACACAUGCACGCACAAGCGCAUAUACACAUACAAACACAUAUCCCUGGGCACACUCACACACACAUACACAUACAAACACAAAUGCACACAAGAACACAAACACAUCCACUCACAUGUACACUCACGCAAAUGCACAUGCACAUUCACGUAAACACCCAUGCAUGCACACUCACACAUACACAUUCAUACACAUAUGUACAUACACACAAACACCCAUGCACAUGUACACACACAUUCACACAUACACAUACAAACACACACCCCUGGGCACACAUGCACACUCAUGCACACAUACACAUAACUGCACAAAUAUAAGUGCACACAAGCACACUCACACAAAAACAUGCACAUUCAUAAAUACACACCCACACAAACACCCAUGCACACACACACACACACACACUACAUGCACACUCAUGCAAAUACCCAUGCACACACACUCACACACAUCCCCACUCACACAAACACCCAUGCAUGCACACUUACACACAUGCACACUCACACAAGCACACUGUCAACUUCGAGGAGUCACCUCAAUGUCUUUGGUUCCCCUUCCUUUUGAACAUGCGCCUUCCUCUUCCCGUGUCUCAGGCAGCCUGGGCUCGGGCACUGUGUCACGUUUUUCCUGGAGGAAAGGAGCCAACACGCUCCUGCACCCUGAGCUGGGCGUGGCUGCAUGGUUUAUCAUAAAACCCAAACAAGUCAAUGCUUAGCUCAUAAGAAUGUCUCUCUAAGGGCUGAAGGCUACUAGAUAGAGGAAAACAAGACACUACUGGUCAGGAGCUGGGUCUUCUUCUGCCCAGCACCACCCAAACUGGCGAUAACUAUGUGCCCUGUCCAGGGCUGGUCCUGCGUACCUGAUGACACCUUAAAAGCAGCAUGGCAUCCAUGUACAUAAUAUGAGUGGAGGAAGUUCCAAGUUCUGUCAGGGCCCAGAUUUUCAGGACCAGGGGGUGGCCACUGCUGAGUUAGUGCUAUGGCACCGUCACACCAUCACACCAUCACACCAUCCAUCCAUCCACCCAUCCAUCCAUCCAUCCAUCCAUCUUAAUCAAGCUCCCACUGUGUGCAAGGAAAUGCUCCGUCCUGCUGUGCAAACAAGAGGAAAAGAACUAAAGCUGUGAUGGUCAGAAGAGGCCAGAUGGCUACAGGAACGACAGGUCUGUGGCUUAUUCAUCGCUCGUGAGACGUGCCAUCAGGGUCACGUGCAGGGAGCAGCGCCAUGUUGAAUGCUGCCAGCUGCUGCGCCAGCAGGAAAGACAGUCCUUGGGGGGGUCUCUUGGGGGGGUCUUGCAUCGGCAAUUAAAUGCUCUGAUUAGACAUGGCACGUGUCAUUUCCACUCGCAACUCCUCGACCAGAACCGGUCACUGUCCCCGCCCAACCAAGGGACCUGGAGCGCAGUCCUUCCAUGCAGAAGGUGAGAACCAGGCACACCUGGCCGACGUCACCACGACGCCCCCUGGGGGAAGUGGGCUCUUCCAUCACGGCUUCUCCCCUGUGCUUUCCAAGGCUUGCACCUCACUCAGACCCGGAGUCUGGGGGCUGGGGCACCUUUUUCUGCCAAUAGUUUGGUCCUGGGAGCCCUCUCUGUGGAGGAUGGGGCCUGACAUUGGUCCUUCUCUGUAUCCACACUCCUGUAAGGACCAGACAUGAGUCCAUACGGGGCGCUCACUGCGACAAAGGCUUUGGCAACUCCCCACCCGCAGUCCUGUGCUGUACAAACCCCCGAGCUGCCCAUGAGCGACUCUCUUCCUGGGGCACACGAGUGGUGUCAGGCGACUACGGUGGACGUAUGGGAACAUCUUGCAGGGACCCUGGAUUCUCCUGAGGCAGGCAGCCCAUCUGCAGUGAGGCUUACACGUGUAAGCCUGAAGACUCUGCAGGCUUCACCUUUAAUCCGCGUCCUAACACUUGGUGUCAUGUUUCUCUGGAAUGCUAGAUUGAAAUGUGUCACUCACUCUUUCACCAAAGAGGAGGCCGGCUUGUGAUUGAAUAUCAUGGGACCACCUUUCUGUCCUAAUUCUCUCCAAUAUUUUGGUGGAGGUUCAGUGUGGGGUCUCCUCCUGGGGAUGGGGGGUGGUGGCAAAGGAGCUGCUAAGCCCAUUACCUCUAGAAGAUGUAUGUUUUCUCUCGGCUGCACAGUGCCCUUGGCCGAUCUUGUACAGGAUUAGGUAUGCGAAAAGCGCCAGCCACCUAAGAGAACUCUGUUUAGGGCUAAUUAUUUUAUUUUAUUCACAACACCCAUUUAUUUUCCACGAGUGCCGUCAGUAACUCACACUAUUCACUUCCUCGUACACUGUGUGUGGGGGAGGGGGGGUGUAGAACCGUGGCCCGGAUGGCCGACACCCCAUCUCACUCGCCUCGAGCCUUGGCCAAAUGUCUCACACCUCUUGAGACUCAGGGACCUCCUCUGCUCAGUGACCUCAAAACACAUGGCUCUCGGGGCUGCGAUGAGGGUUAGAGACGGUGUGAGCUGAUCCAUGUUGGGUAGAUUUCCAUCUGUCUUCCCCGUGGCUCUGGCCAGAGAGUUAUGGUGGCUGGGGCAGCUCACGGGUAAUCCAGGACAUCUCUUCAGUUAACUUUCCCAAGAGAUAAGGUCUUCUUCACCUUCUUUACGUGACCAGAGUUAUGAACAUAGGGAGGAUGCUUGGGCAACAGCUCUGGUUGACUUCAUCCCAAUGUCCAUGUAAUCUGUUCAGGAAUUGGAUAUAUCAUUUUCAAAACCUUUCAAGGCACUGACCAGGAACACUAACCAGGGUCUUAUAAGCUUGCAACAUUCAGACAACUUGUAGAAACUCAUUUUCUGUCAUAUUCAUGAGAAGGAUCGGAAGCUGUCCCACUGAAGUCAAGAACCUAGUGAAGACGGCUGAUGUCACUGGCAUGAACGAUAUUGCAUGGAGAUUCUGGAUAACACAAGGACAAGAAAAAAUGUGUAAAUAUUGAGAAAAGAGAGACAUGAUUAUCCCUAUUGACAGAGUGUACGAUUGUCUACAUAGGAAACACAAUUAGUCAAUACCACAAAUCUUUACGACUUAAAGGAAAAUUCAAAAUACAAAAAUGAAAGCUGUCUUCAUGAUCAGCCAUAACCCAUGAGAAGAUCCUACAGAAAAAGUAAGUUUCCCUUUCUACUAGCAGCGAGACCUUUAAGGUAUGUGAGUCAGCCUGGUGAACAGGUGAGGGUUUACAACGGUGCCUGUAAAAUAUCCCUGACAAAAGGAAGCGGACAUUUGCUGUUUCGAAGCGGAGAGCCUCAAAAUUAUAUCGUUCAACGUCAACACCGUUUCAUGGACAUGACAGAUGGAUUCCAAGUUCAUAUUGAAGAGAAAAUCCGAGAACAGUAAAGACAAGAAAGGAAGAAGAGAAAA
Molecule: messenger RNA, 6156 nt
Organism: Acinonyx jubatus (cheetah)
Lineage: Eukaryota; Metazoa; Chordata; Mammalia; Carnivora; Felidae
Product: histidine-rich glycoprotein-like
Exons: 3
Coding region: 2571-3503 (310 amino acids)
Source: RefSeq, a predicted model, not a curated record